Molecule: messenger RNA, 1312 nt
Organism: Spathaspora passalidarum NRRL Y-27907
Lineage: Eukaryota; Fungi; Ascomycota; Pichiomycetes; Serinales; Debaryomycetaceae
Product: proteasome regulatory particle lid subunit
Exons: 1
Coding region: 63-1280 (405 amino acids)
Biological process (GO): ubiquitin-dependent protein catabolic process
Cellular component (GO): proteasome regulatory particle, lid subcomplex; nucleus; cytosol
Molecular function (GO): structural molecule activity
Source: RefSeq, a predicted model, not a curated record
GAUUCAUAUAAACAUUCAUAUUCACACACACACACACACACACACACACACACACACACACAAUGGACUUAGAUAACGACGUAUCCACAAUCUUGGCUAUAUUAAGGCUGGAAACCGAGUCUCCAGAACUCAUCAAUGUCCUUUAUCAAUUGGAAGAUUUCUAUGAACGUAAAUUAUGGCAUCAAUUGACUCAAGUAUUGGAUGAAUUUUACUACCAAUUUGACAAAUCUUUGGUUACUCCUACAUUGAAGUUCAAGAUCUACUCCUUGUUCAUCACUCAAUUUCAAUCAAAAUUGAAUCCUAUAAAAGUUGUCGAUUUCUUAUUAGAAAGUUUCAGUAAACCAGAAGAAACUAGUGACAAGUUACUUGAAUUAAAGCAAGAAUUCUUGACUCAAAUCAAGAAAGAAAACAACUUUAAAGAUGACGAUGAAGAAUUCAAGAAAGUUGUCGAUGAAGAUGAAUCAAUCAUUUAUGUCGAUUUACAAAUUGCUCGUUAUUACUUGAUUUUAAGCAGAUUAAACGAUAGCGAGGAUAUCCUUUCUAGGUUGUCACCAAAAUUCGAAUCUACAACUAACGACUUAAACAGUAAGAUCAAUGCUGCUUAUUAUUUAACCAAGUGUGAAUACUGUCAAAUUACUGAAAAUUAUAAUGAUUAUUACAAGAAUGGCUUGUUAUACCUUUCCUCAGUACCAAACUUGACUGAAGAAGAUAAAGUUAAGAUAUGCUACCAAUUAUGUAUUGCUGCCUUAUUAGGUGAUAGAAUUUACAAUUUUGGUGAAUUAAUUUUACAUGACAUCUUAUCUACUAUUGAAAGUGAAUCAUCACAAUAUAACUGGUUAUACCACUUGAUCCAGGAUUUGAAUUCGGGUAAUUUACAAGAAUUUAACAAAUGGUUAAGUGUUGGAUUCCAAAGAUCACCAAUGUUGGUCAAGUUUGAAUUAUUCUUGAAACAGAAAAUUAUCAUUAUGGCAUUAUUAGAGUUGAUUUCUCAAACUCCAACCACUAAUAAACAGUUGACAUUCCAAGAAAUCUCCGAUUUUACAAGCACUCCAUUGAAUGAUGUCGAGCAUUUAAUUAUAAAAUGUUUCUCAUUAAAUUUAAUUCAAGGUUAUAUUAACCAAAUUGACCAAGUAUUGAAUAUAACCUGGUUACAACCAAGAAUCUUGAACUUGACUCAAGUUAAAACUUUAUAUAACCAUUUGGUUGAUUGGGACAACAAGGUGGAUAACUUGGCCAAGACAGUGUAUCAAAAUGGUGGCACUGUUUGGGCUGGAUUGUAAUAUCUUAUAUAGAGAAUAUACACGCAAAUUUU